AGAUGGCGGAUGUUGGAAGCAUAUUUUGACAACUAUUGAGAAUUUGUUAUUUUGGUCUUCUUGACCCGAAAAAUGAAUCCUAAUGGGAAGCAAUUAAAGAAUGACCACUUGUCUUCCAUGGUCAUGAGUUUUUUAAAGAAAAGGAAUUUCAGCAAUGGCGAAAAUUCGAGUGCAAAGUCGUCCCAACACGUGGCUGUGGAGGAUGUUGCUUUGAAGAAUUCUGUGGACAUCGAAUCUGGUGUUCCCAACGUAUUGUCAUUCAGUGUUAACAACUUAGAUCCUAGUAGCUACGAUGAACAGUACGGAAGCCUAAAAUCUUUUAUUACUGGAGCUAACCCAUCAUAUAGACAAGAACUUAUCCAAAUUCUUUUCCCAGUUUUUGCAAAUUCCUAUCUCGAUCUGAUUGCAAAAGGAUUUCUGGUCAAUGCUCAGAACUUCCUCUCAAAGUACAGCAGUGAUYUGGGUGUAGAAUUUAAAGAAGAUAUUCAAAACCUACAGGCAAUCACUGACUCUGAACGACUGAAAUCCAGUGAUACUGCGGCUAACUUCAGGCGUAGUAAAUACAGUAUAAGUCUCAGCCACAAAGUGUUUACAUAUUUUAUGCAGUAUUUAAGAAGUAGUGAUCAUAUGCUACUUCUUCAGUUAAUCAACAGGAAUUUUGCAAUCGAAAUAACACAAACAAAACCGGGAAAACGGCCUGGUUACAAUGGUGUCAAGGAAGAGAAUGAUGAAAUACCUCUUACAAAAACAAGCAAAGACACUAAACAUCUUAAAAGUGUUGUUGAAAAGGGUGCUGCUAGUCUCACAGCUUUAAAAGAGAGUAUAGACAAAGUCAGGAAUGGACCAGCUUGCUUGCCAUCAGURUGCUUUUACACUUUUCAAAAUGCUUAUCAAGGUGUUAGUUCUGCUGGAAUAUCAAAUGAUGGAAGUCUGUUGUGUGGUGGAUUUGAAGAUUCGUCCAUCCAUCUCUGGAGUUUAACUCCUAAAAAGCUAGUUAAACCAAAGAGUGUCACAGAUAUUUCAAAGGUUAUCUUGGCUCCAGAUGCUUUGCCACCUGAUAACUCUAGAAUCGAGACAGUAUCUGUGGAGGAACUUCCUUUAUUAGGUCAUAGUGGACCAGUAUAUGCCACAUGCUUCAGUCCUGAUGGGUCUGUGAUGCUUUCUGCUUCUGAAGAUACCACAGUUCGCCUGUGGAGUCUUCAUUCGUACAACAAUGUGGUUCUGUACARAGGGCAUAACUAUCCCGUGUGGAGCCUGGACAUCAGUUCUCAGUCCUACUAUUUUGCUACUGGUUCCCAUGACACUACGGCCAGGCUUUGGAACAUUGAGUACAAUUAUCCAUUGAGGAUAUUCUCUGGUCAUCUACAAGAUGUUGAUAGUGUGAAGUUUCAUCCCAACUGUAACUACCUUGCAACCGGCUCUACGGACAAGACGUGUCGACUAUGGGAUGUACAAGCAGGGAACUGCGUACGGUUAUUUAGAGGUCACAAGGGUGGYGUUUUGUCUMUGGCUAUUUCACCAGAUGGGAAAUAUUUAGUGUCAUCGGGUGAAGACAGGCGCAUACGAGUGUGGGAUCUUUCCGCGGGCAAUAUAUUAAAGGAGCUUCGCGGGCACACGGACACUGUAUAUAGUCUAUGUUUUAGUGCGGAUGGUACGUUGCUAGCGUCCGGUGGACUSGACAACCACCUGCGUGUUUGGGACUUUUCACAAGUUUCCAAAACCGCGCACACUUCAAGUAGUAGUAGCAGCACURUACAGUCGAGUGAACUCUUGGCUUCCUAYUCYACGCGRAAUGCAUCUGUAAACUGCGUGAAGUUUAGCUCGUGUAACAUGGUCUUAGCAGCGGGUACUGCCAAUGUCAAUUAGAAUAUAAUAUCCUGUAUAUAGAUUUGAUUAUAACAUUAAAAAAAACUAAAUCUUUACAGCCUUUGACGAAGAGGAAAUUCCAUAUCGUAUAUCACAUGGCUGACAUUGCUUGUAAGCAUCGUCCUCCUCAUCAGAGCUGUCAUGGGGUGAGCCCACAUAGCAAUGCAACUUGCUUUUCCUUGCCUCUUUCGAACUGCAGUUUAAUAACCUGAUAUACAAAGCUUGACAAAUCCUUGCAAAAUAAAGUUUAUUCUUACUAUA
Messenger RNA from Exaiptasia diaphana, 2127 nucleotides. RefSeq names its product TAF5-like RNA polymerase II p300/CBP-associated factor-associated factor 65 kDa subunit 5L. Gene Ontology annotation, cellular component: transcription factor TFIID complex. The record is from RefSeq and is a predicted model, not a curated record. Gene Ontology annotation, molecular function: RNA polymerase II general transcription initiation factor activity; protein binding. The transcript is spliced from 6 exons. The coding region runs from base 73 to 1866 and encodes 597 amino acids. NCBI's taxonomy places the organism in Eukaryota, Metazoa, Cnidaria, Anthozoa, Actiniaria, Aiptasiidae. Gene Ontology annotation, biological process: transcription initiation at RNA polymerase II promoter.